AUGAUCAACGCGACUUCACGCAUCAACAACCCAAAGCCUCCUCCGCCCAACCACAACCUUCAGUCCAUCAUCCAGCUCCCCAUGUUGGGCAGUCUCACCGUUCCCCCACCCAAACCUCUCCAACAACAGCAGCAGCAACAACAACAGCAGCAGCAGCAGCAGCAACAGCAACACCAGCUUCCACAGCAGCAGCAAGGCCCUCAGCAGUCCGAUAUCCCACCACCACCCCAGAGUGGCCAGGACUUCACCCUCUCCAGCGUCCUACACUUCUUGCAGACAGAAUGGCGCAGAUACGAACGCGACCGCAAUGAAUGGGAGAUUGAGCGCGCCGAGAUGCGGGCUCGGAUAGCCCUCCUCGAGGGUGAGCGCCGCUCCUUCGACAAUGUGAAGCUCGACCUCAUGCGUCGAAUCAAAAUGCUCGAGUACGCUCUUCGGGUGGAGCGGUCGAAGCAGCUGACACAGCCGGCAUCGCAGGCAGUCCCGCCCGCCAAGCUAGCGACCCUGCAGUCUCAAAUGGGUCAGACUUCACAAAAAGACGAUGCCUUCAGCCACAAAGAAGGCAGCAGUGGCAGCUCGCCCCGGAGUGAAGAUUCUCCCUUACCGCCCGAACGAAUACCUACGGACCGGAUGUCCACGGGCUCCGCGCCAAACGGCGCGGCGGCGAGCAACCCUUCGAGCAGACAGCAGACCUGGCUGGGUGGUCCGACGUGGUCCACUGCAAAUGGGCCUUCAAUGGGUACACUUGGCGCAAUGGGGAAACCGCCUGCAGGGCGCGAUCCCAAGAGCAGAGCGCGCAGUAGAGACUACCUCAAACAGUGUCUACAGGAGAUAUCGUAUCUUACUUCUCCGCAAGCAAUGAACCCGCUCCCUAAUCGCCCGUUGCUGAACAACACCACACUCCCACUACAACUUCCCAACGUGCCCUCGUUCGACCAGAUGGCUUUUAACGGCCGUCCCCGAAAAGUAAUGCCGGAGGUCGGGAAAGACUACUCACUUCUGAACGGCAUUGGCAUGAUGGGCGGUCCCUCGUCUGCUCCUGCAACGAGUGGAUCGCAAAUCAAUCCAAUGGAGCGAAGCGCUCUUGGUAGUGCCAGUAUCAUCCCGUCGCAGCAACCCCCGCAAGGACCUUCGAGUUCACUCGGUCAAUCAUUACAGCCACAACAGCAACCAUCGCUGCAAAUCGGCCAGGUCCCGCAGCCGUUGCAGCUGUUCUCACAGCCAGCAGAUGGCAAGGAGAAAGAGGGUGAACCUGAGCAACCACUGACGGCGAUCUUCCGUCCAGAUGAGGCACCACGAAUGCCGCAUGAGACGGUGGCAGAGCAGGCAAGGAUGGACAGGCCUGGACAGCCGGACAUCUCGCUCAGCGGUGCUGCGUCGUGGGAGCGGCGGACACGGGAAGAGGAAGACGAGAACAAGGAAGAGGAGGCGGAGGUCGAGGAGGAUGAGUCGAGCGUUAUGGGGGAGGGCGACGAUGCGAAGCAUUGGAAGGCGAAAAGAACAUUGCGGAAUCAUCUCGACGCUGUUCGAGCCCUCGCGUUCCACCCGACGGAGCUGUGCCUCGCCACCGGCGGGGAUGACGCCACGGUGAAGAUCUGGCGGGUUGAUGUCGCAGGCCUUGCCUCAUCCGCCUCGCGCCCCACCACGGAGGUUGAGCCACAGCUGACGCUGCGAGGACACUCUGCGGCGAUCACCCGGCUGGUACACGCACCGUCAAAGCAGCUGCUGUACUCGGCCUCGCUGGACUCGUCAAUUCGGAUAUGGGCACUCCCGCCCACCUCCCAUACGACGUAUGCACCAUAUGAUGCGACACGUGCGCGUGGAGAGCUCAUAGGCCAUACGGACGCUGUGUGGGACCUGGCACUAGUCCGGGAUGAGAGUACCCUGAUUAGCUGUGGUGCCGAGGGCUCAGUCAAAGUGUGGGAUGUCAGUGGCCCUUCUGGUGGAGGGUCUCUCAAGUUGACGUGGUCGUACGACGGCUUGGACCCAGACAUACAUGAAGAGGGCGACACACCAGGCGCGACCGCAGUUGAAGCGAUUAAGACUGACCUCAAGAAGGUUGCUGUGGCAUAUCAGAAUGCAGUGAUCAAGAUAUUCGACAUCGAGAGUGGUAAGGAGUUGUCGCGGUUGCACAUUGACAGUGAAGAUGAUGCUGUAUCGUCACAAGCAAACAGCAUUGUGUCGCAUCCGACCAUGCCCUUACUUUUCUCCGCGCACGAGGACAAACACAUUCGUAUCUUUGAUAUCGUGACAGGACAAUGCACGCACUCAAUGCUGGCACAUCUUGAUGCGGUGACCUCGCUGUCGGUGGACGCAGCAGGCUUCGUACUUGUGUCAGGCAGUCACGACUGCUCCGUGCGCUUCUGGGACAUCCUCGGUUCGCGAGCAUGUAUUCAGGAGAUCACCAGUCAUCGAGAAAAGGCUCGCGAGGGGGUGCUCGAUGUCGAGUUCCAUCCAUCGCUCCCAAUCUUGGCCAGCGCAGGCGCAGACGGUGUGGUCAAGUUGUAUGCGUCGUCAUGA
This is a messenger RNA of Sparassis crispa, 2517 nucleotides long. RefSeq lists its product with no specific name. Gene Ontology annotation, molecular function: protein binding. The transcript has 9 exons. The record is from RefSeq and is a predicted model, not a curated record. Bases 1 to 2517 code for a protein of 838 amino acids. Lineage: Eukaryota; Fungi; Basidiomycota; Agaricomycetes; Polyporales; Sparassidaceae.